AUGAAUGUUCUAAUUCAAUAUGGCGACAUAACCCGCAAUCCUCUCUACAACUGCAGUGCGAUGUAUACAACAAGUCCCGAAAGAGAACGAGUGAAACGUCCAACAUUAGGAUUAUCUGUUAUGGGCUAUGGCGCUAUAACUCUGGUUUUAUACUCAUUAGCAUUGAUUGUAAUGAGGAGGAAGGCUGUGUAUCAAUUCACUUGUUACAAGAUAAUGUUCUGUUUGGGAUUUUCUGAUAUGACUUCAUCAAUCAUUAACAACUUCAUAAUGGGCUAUUACAUCUAUGACGGAAUUUCAUUCUGUGAUUAUCCAAAUAUUCUAUAUACAUCUGGAUGCUUUAAUAUGGCUGGAUGGUCGACUUCAUGCUUUUUCUGUCUCUUAUUAGUUCUAAACAGAGUAUUGGAUAUAGUAGGUGUCAGACGGAGUAUCAUGAACUUCUUCUUCGAUCCUUUACAUCUUAAACUAAUUAUAUCAUUGGGUUAUCUAUACGGUUCUUACUUCAUCUUCAUUGCCAAUCCACCCUUAUUCUCAAGUCGACUAUGUACAAGCAUAUUGGAUCCUCUUAUUUACCUCAACAAAGCUAAUGAUUACACAUGUAAAGUUUUUGUUUUUAAUAACAUCGUAGUUGUGGCUACGACAUGCUCUCUUUAUACUUUUUAUUGUAUUUUUGUGUCUCAUCGCUUCCACGAACUUUCUAAUUUGAAUACUUCAACUCAUCGGAAACUUCAACAGCAAAUAUUCGCUCAAGUGACAAUAAUGUGUUGUCUUCAUUUCUCCUGCUCUGUCAUAUUUACACUUCUUCAAUUCAUUACCAUUCCAUUGGCUUUGGCAAAUUUUAUCAACGUCGUCUAUCAGAUAACAACAGGAGCUCCAGCAGUAGUUUAUAUUUUACUGAAUAAAACAAUACGUCAAGGAAUAGCUGAGUUAUUCGGACAGACGCAGAAGCUUGUCUUCUCAAAGGUUUUUCAACAAUUACAUUUAAAAGCUUCAAUAGCCUAUAUAUCAGAUGACAAAGUCUUCCGUGAGUAG
This is a messenger RNA of Auanema sp. JU1783, 1029 nucleotides long. Lineage: Eukaryota; Metazoa; Nematoda; Chromadorea; Rhabditida; Rhabditidae. The record is from the annotation of a GenBank genome assembly.